Rhizophagus irregularis DAOM 181602=DAOM 197198 is the source of this 362-nucleotide messenger RNA. Lineage: Eukaryota; Fungi; Glomeromycota; Glomeromycetes; Glomerales; Glomeraceae. The record is from RefSeq and is a predicted model, not a curated record.
GAGGCGCAGUAUCCAAAGGUGGUAUAGGAUUAAUGUUCUCGACUAUGGGUAAAUUUUCUGAAAGAGGCGCAGUAUCCAAAGGUGGUAUAGGAUUAAUAUUCUCGACUAUGGGUAAAUUUUCUAAGAGAGGCACAGUAUCCAAAGGUGGUAUAGGAUUAAUGUUCUCGACUAUGGGUAAAUUAUCUGAGAGAGGCGCAGUAUCCAAAGGUGGCAUAGGAUUAAUCUCCUGUAUGGGAGUUAAAGGAGUGUCGUCAACAAAAGGUUUGUCAUUUUUGAGUACGCUGAUUACUUCUAUUUCAGCGUUUAAAUUAGCCUGUAAUAGCUGUUGAAAGUAGACUUCGUCGUCAUAUAUAUAUUCCGUU